GAUCAUUUCUUUUAUAUUUCUUUAGAUCUUUCAUCGUCUAAAAAACUUAUGUGCUUUGAAACAUUGUCCCAAUAAGUAAAUGCAUUCUAUGAUAUUUGUGCAAAAAAGUGUUUCUCUGAUAUGGCUAGAAGGCUAAACUGGAUAUAUUUCUUUGUGACUGCUUAAUUUCAAAUCUAACUAUGUGUAUUGUUGUUAUUGUUGCGCUUGGAAAACGUUAUGAUAAACUUUUUUUAAAAGGAAUAUAAAAAAACAAAAAUUAAGAAAAGUUAAACAAUGAAAAGCUUCUCACUAUGAAAUGUCUAGCAGUAUUCAGUACAUUGCCAGACCUUUUGUACCUGUGGAAAGAUCGACAGUUCCAAACUCAUUUGAUAGAAACAGCCAUCAAGAAUGGACUGGUUGACGAAUCUACAGUCCAUGACGAAGAGGCUGUGAUCAGCUAUGCAGGGCAUUUCUUUUCCCCUCUCGUGACGUCAAAUAAAUACAUGAAGGAACUUGGUAAUUCGUAUAAAUCAAUGAUUUGUGAAAAUGGAUUUAUAUUUGUUAUGAGUGAGCUAUCUAAUUUAUACUUCGUCGCAGCAUGUGGAGACGGUGAAGAGUCCGAACUUUUUUUACGGCGUAAAUUGAACGUCUUUUAUUAUUUGUUGAGACUUUAUUACGGACCGUGUGCGUCGGAUCAUUUGAAAUCACAGUAUCCAAUGAUACGCAAACAGACGUGGAAGGACUUAGAAGAGUUGCUACAAACAUGGCAGACUUUAUGCGAACAAGAGCAAAUGUUUUUAGCUGAAGCUCUGGAGCGUCUGCAUGUAAAUCCACAGUUGAAUAACGUGUCGUUAAAUUUAUUAGGUGACGUGCUGUUAAAAACGAACCGUGACGGGCAUACUGUCCAUGCAUUGCUUUUAGUGAAUAAUAAAUUGUUAGGCUUAUACUCGAAUGAGAACUCGCCUGAGCUACGAGUUUCAGAUAUUUUAAUGCUAAUAGUGAUUGUAAAAAAUAAGUUUAAAUACAGUGAUGAUACGGUACCGAAUAGUUGUCACCGCACGCCGCCGCCGCUGAGCAGCCACUCAACGCAACUUGCAAGCGACGAAGGGUUGUUUCAUUUUAAAAGUCAAACGUCAAAACCUGUUGAUGUGAUUAUUGAUGAAGAUUCCAGUUCGUCUUCAAAACAGGAUUUUCAUUCUGCCAGUUCUACACCUCAGAGUAAUAGCUUCCAUACGCCCAAGGUAACGACAUUGGCAUUUGCAGGUGACAAUCCCAGUGCUGACGGCGUAGUCGACUUUGAUUUGAAGAUGAACGAAGCAGAUCUUGAAUAUGUUUCGAACUCUACCGAUGACGACGACGGCGACGAAACUGACGACGAUCGCAACAAAACGGAGGAGAUUCGACAUUCUGAUUCCUCCUCCACAACUACACCAUCUCUUGACUUUGAGCCUAUAGAUGAUGAAGAUGCAGAGGAUGAUGGGUCGACUAAAAACACAAAGGAGGAGAGAGCUUCGCAAUAUUUUCAGCAAUCUAUAUUUCUGCGUGCAGGGGAUUGUGGGUACGCUCCUCAUACUGCUCAUUGUUUGCUACUCGACAAAGCUACGGUACUUAUUAUCAUAUCUCAGAAUCGUCACACGAACCUUGCUACGUACAUUCAAAAUCUUCUUCGUUGUCUUAAAUCCAUCUUAAAGUUGAACAUCCACAAGUUACCGUCAUAUCGUGCCAGACUGUUGGAUGAUGGUGAGAAAUGCAUCAAUAAAAUACUUGGUGUUGUAUACAAACAAGUCGAUUUGGAAUCAACAAGACUUUUACAGAGCGUUAGGAUGUUUGAAAAGUGUUGGAAACUUGUUCAAGACGGUGGCAUUGAUGAUUUUAUACAUGGCGAACAGACGGCUGAAGAGAUACCACAAAGGUUGGAAAAUUCUUUGAACGAGUUGAUUAAAAGUACGAAAGCUCUCUUCACUUCUUUAUUUAUCAGUAAAACACAAAGACGUCUAUCUCGCUACGAGAAACAGUUAAAAGUGAUCUUAAACAUACGGGAAAUGGCCACACGCCGACUGCGUCAUUUCAGUUCUUACUUGCAAGUGAGAGGACAGAGAAAUGUGACCAUGACAGCUUAUCAUAAUGAUUUCCCUGGUCUUAUUCAUUUUGUUUACGUAAACAGGAGUACUGAUCAAUUAAUAGCGCCCACAAUUAAUGUGAAUACAGAUUCAAAGUCUCCACACAAACUUCCCAUAUACAUCGUCAUCAAACAGAGGAUAUGGGACAUGUGGCAAUACUCUGAAACCAUGCUAACCAAUGGUUACACUGCUAUCAUGGUGAGAGAAGGCGAUUUCAUGUUUUCUUAUUUUUUAUGGUUCGAAGAUUUGUUGGGUAAACCGUUGUACACGAAAAAGUCGUUAAAAGACUUGAACGAAAAUAAACCGAGUGGAAUAAUGUCGGGCACUUUUUACAAAGACAUCAUUCGUUAUUUAUUUCCAUCGGAAUCCUCUUCUUCAGUGCAAUGUUACGAACUUCUAUGCAUGCAUAUAGGCGCCGUUAGCAAUCACUUUGUCGCGACCUCUUGUAGAAAGUUAACCAAAGUUUUAUGGGAGUCGUCGGGUGAAACAAAUUCUCCCAUUAAUUUGUUGUAGUUUGGUACUAAUCAAACUCGUGCCCAACUUUUUUUGAUCUUGACCCUUUCAUCAUUUUUUUUUUUUUACAAUUUAAUCUUUAGCUUCUUGCUAACUUUUAUUUAUGAUAUGGCAAACCUGAGUUCUCCUACGGACAACAUGUUGGUUCCUGUUGUUUUAUGCCCAACCCUUUUUAUUUAUUUGUUUUUAGUCCCGUUUUUUGAACACAUUGGCUUAUGCCAUACAUUGUAGCCUCAACGUUGAAUAUGUGAAUAUGAGGAUAUUUACUGGCUUGGUUUGUUAAACCUUCAAUUUUAUACCAAUUUAUUUUUUCAGAAAUUUUAUAAUGUAACAAUGAAUUGUAAUAUAUAGGAUUCUUUUGUCUACACUUGUCAACAAACUUGCUACAAAAUAAAAAAAUAAAACGUUCUCGGUA
Messenger RNA from Hydractinia symbiolongicarpus, 3027 nucleotides. Its product is annotated as BLOC-3 complex member HPS1-like. Gene Ontology annotation, biological process: vesicle-mediated transport. Gene Ontology annotation, cellular component: BLOC-3 complex. The record is from RefSeq and is a predicted model, not a curated record. Gene Ontology annotation, molecular function: guanyl-nucleotide exchange factor activity. The transcript is spliced from 8 exons. Lineage: Eukaryota; Metazoa; Cnidaria; Hydrozoa; Anthoathecata; Hydractiniidae. The coding region runs from base 291 to 2612 and encodes 773 amino acids.